GUUAGAAAUGCCCUAACAAGGUUGUUGGAGGAAUCAGUUUAGGGAACAUAUCAUUUCAACCAUCGACAUAUUGAGUUUUCUCCUCACCAAUGCAUGCAUAUCCAUCUAGAGAUACUUCAGAGUGGAUUGAUUAAUUAGCCGCCCUGUAUCUCGCUGCACUAAGUAAUCAGAGUCACCAAUGCAUGCAUAUCCAUCUAGAGAUAGAUACUCCAGAGAUGGAUUCAUCUGAGUCUAUUUAAGACACGACCUCUAAAUGAAGGACACACUCUCAACCGUCUUUCUGGCUUGAUUGAUCAUAGCCCUAGGAUAGAGAUCGGAGGCAUCAACCAUGUCUGUUUUAUAUGCUUGUAAGCUCUGCUUCCUCCUUGCUCUGCUGAAUUCGGCCAGCCACGCCGUCGCCGGCAAUGUGGCACCACCGACACUGAGCGCCGGAUUCAGUCUGCCUAUCGUGUCCAACCACAACACAGCCGGCGGGCUCGGGCAGUUUGACGCGAACCUCACGAGCAUAGGUCCGCACAUAGCACCCGUGGGGUGGCCCUUGUACGGCGUCCUUGUCGGCGUUGGCUCUGGCCAAACCCGGCACUUUUACAAGCUCGGGCUGGACCUCGUCGGCAAUCUGACGUGGAUGCAGUGCAAGCCCUGCGUGCCCGAGGUUCGGCAGGAGGGCGCCGUCUUCGACUCUGCUGAGUCCCCUCGCUACAAGCACAUGAAGCCCGCAGACCCCAAGUGUACGCCCCCCUACACCCCCUCCGGCCAGAACCGGUGCAGCUUCUACACCACCUCCUGGAACGCCGCCGCGCACGGCUACCUCGGCAGCGACACGUUUGCCUUCGCCGGCAGCCCCGGCGCAGGAGGACACAACAGGGACGUUGACAACCUCAUCUUGGGUUGCGCACACACGACGAACGGGUUCGAGCACCUGAACCACAACAUUCUCGCCGGGGUCCUGAGCUUGAGCAGGCACCCGACGUCGUUCAUGAGCCAGCUCACCGCACGCGGGCUGGCCGACUCACGGUUCUCAUAUUGUCUCUUCCCUGGACAGAGCCACCCCAACGCCAGGCACGGGUUCCUCCGCUUCGGCCGCGACAUCCCGAGGCACGACCACGCGCACAGCACGCCGCUGCUGUUCACUGGAUCGGGCUACAGCCAAAGUAGCAUGUACUACAUCCACGUCUUCAGCAUCAGCUUGAACGGGAAAAGGCUUAACGGGGUAAAGACGGCGAUGUUUAGGCGGGAUCCACAAACCCGUCGCGGGGGGUUCGUCGUCGACCCCGGGACUCCCCUGACCAGGCUGGCUCGCGCGGCGUAUGACGUCGUGGAGGCCGAGGUCGCGGCAAACAUGCACAAGCAGGGGGCGCGCCGCUCGACGGUGCCGGUGCAGGGGUACCGCCUCUGCUUUGGCUCGUGGGGCCACGCGCACCUCCCGAGCUUGACCGUGACCCUGUACGAAGACGCGACCAGGCUUUUUAUCAAGCCGGAACUGUUAUUCAUGAGGGUGAACCAUGAGCACCUGUGCUUCGCCGUCGUGCCGGACGAGGAGAUGACGGUGCUCGGCGCGGCGCAGCAGGUGGACACGCGGUUCACAUUUGACCUCCCGGGGAAUCGUCUCUACUUUGCCCAGGAGCAUUGUAGUGCUGACACUCGCCCAACUGUCUAGAUCCUAGAGAGUACUAUAUGUAUCUGCGCCAAAUGCAUUCAUCAUUAGUUGGUGCAUAAACCGAUGUGGGAACAAUUUAAGAAUAAUGGGUUACAUUCC
Triticum dicoccoides is the source of this 1756-nucleotide messenger RNA. Its product is annotated as probable aspartic protease At2g35615. Gene Ontology annotation, cellular component: extracellular region. The record is from RefSeq and is a predicted model, not a curated record. The coding region runs from base 329 to 1657 and encodes 442 amino acids. Lineage: Eukaryota; Viridiplantae; Streptophyta; Magnoliopsida; Poales; Poaceae. The transcript has a single exon.